CGGCAUUGGCAUUUUUAAAUUUGUGCUCCUGUUGAGCUUUAUUACUUCAACUAAUUGUUAUGUUGAAAAUUGACAAUCGAGUUGCUCAAUUUUAAGCAUCAAGUUUUGAGUCAAAUGCGUGUUAUGUGGGUGAAUUGUAGCAUACAUAAUAAUCUUUUUGUUUUUUGUGACUACACUUUGUCCAGAGCCAUUAAAACUGAUUAUUUGAAUAUCAAUGAUAAUUAUAAGCAUAAUUAUAAUGUAAAUUGUUAAUAUUUCAUUUCCAAGCACAUAUUUCGAACACAUCUCACAAGCUCAGAUUUGUCCACGAAAAUAGAUAGGUGCGUUGACACAUGCGACGAAGCAUAAAUGUAUAGUAUUUUUUACUCGUUUAAUUUGUAUAAACUCCUUUGAAAUUUUUUUUUAAAGUUAAAUUUUUUAAUGUAAAACCCACGUUAGAGUAUUAUAGUAUAAAUGAUUACAAGCAUAACUAGUGAAUAUGUCGAAUUAUUGGCAAUUUAUGUUUACAAUGUUUAGUUUUGUAAUAGUAUUUUCAUUAAAAAUAUUAGUUGUAGUAUCACAGCAAUCAAGUGUUUUAAUUUCGUCUCAAGAAUCAAAAAGUCGAUAUAAUCAGAAGGAAUAUAAUACUCAAGUUUCAAACACUAAUCAUCAUAACAAAUGCGAACCUAUUUCGAUACCUUUGUGCCAAGAUAUACAAUUUUAUAAUCAAACCAUCUUCCCAAACCUACUUAAUCAUGCUAGACAGGAUGAAGCAGCAUUGGAAGUUCAUCAGUUUAUUCCACUUAUUAAGAUUAAUUGCUCACCAGAUUUGAAAUUAUUUUUAUGCUCAUUAUAUGCGCCAUUAUGUACAAUUUUGGAAUAUCCAAUACCACCAUGCAGAAAACUAUGUGAAAGUGCACGAAAUUGCGAAAAAAUCAUGAGAACCUUUGAUUUCCCUUGGCCGGAAAAUCUCGAAUGUACAAAGUUUCCAGAAGAUGGAACUGACAUUUGCAUCUCUCCAAACAUUUCAUCCUCAUCAACAGCAUCAACAUCACAAGACUCACAACAUUUUAAUUCUCAAAUUACCUCUCUUGGAAAAGUCGAGAAAACUCCCAUAAAAAUUCAGAACACUACUGCCUAUUCUCAUCGUUUUAGAGGAUUUAUAUGUCCAGUCCAAUUAAAAGCACCAGCCGUCCUUGGAUAUGAAAUAAAUAUUGGUGGAAAAGUCGUCAAAGACUGUGGAGCACCAUGCAAUUCAUUAUCUUUCGAUGAUAAAGAAGUAACGACAUUGAGAUAUUGGAUAAGUUUUUGGGCAGUUAUUUGCGCGUUAUGUUGUCUAUUUACUAUCUUAACUUUCAUCAUCGACUCGUCACGUUUUCGCUAUCCAGAACGUCCGAUUGUUUUUCUGGCAAUUUGCUACUUAAUAAUCAGUUCUGCUUACAUUUUUGGACUAUCCGCUGGAAAGUCUGUCUCAUGCCGUGAGCCAUUUGUGCAUGCGGGUCGACUGGGGCGUUUGCAGCUUAUUCCAACAAUCACCCAAGGACAUCAAAGCAGCCUAUCAUGUACUGUUUUAUUCUUGAUGAUGUAUUUUUGCUUGAUGUCUGCCUUUACUUGGUGGGUGUUUUUCGCUUUAUCUUGGCUUCUUGCCUCUGGAUUUAAAUGGGGGCACGAAGCAAUCGAAUCCAGAGCGCACCUAUUUCACUUAAUAGCUUGGUGUCUUCCGUGCAUUCAAACAAUUUUUGUGCUGGCAUUGGGAAAAGUUGAAGGAGAUAUUUUAUCUGGUGUCUGCUUUGUUGGAACUCUCUCGAAGCAUUCAAUUGCAAUAUUCUUACUUAUUCCAUUGACUAUAUACUUAGUGCUUGGAACAUUAUUCUUCUCUGUCGGCUUUACAGCAUUACUUAAAAUUAGAACGAUGAUGAGGAAUAAAAAUGAUGGCACUCGAACUGACAAAUUGGAAAAAUUAAUGUUUCGCAUCGUCUUCUUCAGUAUUCUAUUUGUCAUCCCAUCGUUUAUCUACAUUGGAUGCUUAUUUUAUGAGUGGAUAUACUUUGACGAAUGGACUCUCCAGUGGAAUCGAAUGACAUGCAAGAAAUUCUCAAUUCCUUGUCCACCACAAAGUGCUAACGAUGAAUCGAAGCCAAUUUUCGCAAUCUUCAUGCUUAAAUAUUUAUGCUCAAUGCAUGUCGGCAUAACAUCAGGAUUAACAUGGUUAUGCUCUAGUAAAACAAUCGCAAGUUGGAAAGCUUUUAUUGAUCGCUUAAGAGGAAGGAAAGCAAGAAAUUUUGUGUAAGCAUUUACUUUAUGUUUUAAAUAAAAGAAAUAUACAAAUUAAGCAUUUUAAUUAAACUAA
Messenger RNA from Chironomus riparius, 2329 nucleotides. The record is from the annotation of a GenBank genome assembly. Lineage: Eukaryota; Metazoa; Arthropoda; Insecta; Diptera; Chironomidae.